GGAAACGUAACGAGUUCUCCUGUUUGGAAUUUUCUCGGCUCGCCCAGCCACGGGGAAAUGGUGGAAAAGUGCAGAAACGCAGCAAUUGUGGCACUUGCUUAGCUAAGGAUCAAAAAGAAGGUCCAAUAAACCGUAGAGUUCCGUCAAAGAGUGAGCCAUGUGCGGGUUAUGAAACGAUUUUGAUGGCACACUGUGUGCAACUGUGACUGUGACUGCGAUUGCUGCAAGUGUAUUGGUGUGGUUAACCAGCCCCCACGACCACCAACCCCUUUCCCCACGUGUGUGCGUGCCCCAGUAGCAGGAACGUAAAUAAACCUCAACACUCGGAGCUAAAACAUCCUUAAUUUACAUGCAUUCCUCUGCUCCAGGAAGACAGCCCGACACACCAGACGGGAGUCUUCGCUUUGCAAUAAUUGGAGUUGGGCACCAGCUGAAGUCAGGAACACAAUCGAGCAACUUGAAAUUCUUUGUAAUCCUUCCAUCGAACUUUUGACACUCCGACACCUCAACACACAGAAAGACACAGAGACACGGACCACACCUCAGAGGCUUUUGCAAGGACACUACUGAGCUAACCAGGACAAACUGAAUCUCACAGACCGACACCAAAAUCCGGUAUCCCAUGCGAGGCGCUUGACAUUCUCAAGAUAACGACGAUCGGCAGAUCUGAAGACAAUAUUAGUAUAUUUUUCGACUGUUUUAGGUUCAGGAUUAAUUUGAGUUUUGGUUUUUUGGAAUUGGGCCAGAGGCUGCAGGACUUGUAGGAUAGCAGGAGAUUUAGGAGCGAGGUUAUAUUUAAAGUGAUUGCAAUUAUGGAACUUAGUUUUAUCUAGGGGAUAAACGCACACACGCACACCCACAUGCACGGCACACACAGACACACGCACACACACAGAGAUACACCCACGACAACACACACCACACACCAGAAUCGGCUGAAGAUAUAGAAGAUAUAUAGAACAAGGUUCAGUCGCCGGGAGAGAGGGCAGAGAAAUUCAAAAAUGGCUUAGAGUGAGGGAUGCGUGAUCAAAAAUCUAAAGAAAAAUCUCGAAACGACAACUAGUCGAUAAAGUCAAAGCAAAAUAAGUUAACCCCACAAGGCUAACAUAAAAACAUAAUAAGCAUUAAUUUAGAUAACAAAGCAAAAACCAAAAACAAAAAAAAAACAAAAAACUAUUCAAUAUACAAAGAAUACAAAAUAAGAAAUACAUUUUCCAUUUCGGCUAAAAAAAAUAAGGCAGAUGGGCAGGAGGAGAUCAGAAGAUUAGAAGAUUAGGCUAAGGGAGAUCUUAAUUGUUGUAGAAGCGCGAAUGUUAGCGGUGUUCAUUUUAAAGGCUUUUACCGAUCCAACUACAAACUAAGCACCCCACACGUACCCACACCCACACCCGAAACAAAACUAAGAGAACCGUAUUUCUCCGCCAUGAAGAAGAGCUCCACGCUGACCACGACCACGUCGAUGCCGGCGAGUCCGACGCUCUCGGCACAGACGCUCUCCGCCAGCAAGAUCAGCCUGAACAGCAGCCGUUGCGGCUCGGCGGGAUCGGGAUGCGGAUCCGCAUCCGGUUCGAUGCGCUCCGCCUGCCAAUCACCGGUGCGGCCGGGGAGCGGAUGCGUGGACGCCAUCAAGGCCAAGCGCGAGGAGAUCGAGAUGGACACGCUGCUCGAGAAGGCAAAGUUCUAUACCUCCGUGUGCCUUGGUACGACUGCCAUUUUGUCGGUGUUCACAUUCCUCUUCCUGAUACCCUUCGUCGUGGAUCCCGCCAUCUCAACGAUCAUAGCCGACUAUGAUCCAGUGCCGGUGACCUGCAUCGUCAUCGACCAUAUCUACGCGGAGGGCAUCAAGAAUUGCAGCUGGAGCUCCUGCCGCGAGGGCUGCACAUCAUCACUCACCAAGUGCCAUCAGUUGUUUGUCAACUAUACGCGCAUCCCGUUCAGCGAAUGGGAGCGCAAUCCUCGGGACCUAGACACGGUCAACUGGGAUGUGAGCUACACCAAGUUUCUGAUCAACUCAGAGGGUUGUGGCUAUCCGCCCACGACCAAUUGCAGUAUAUUUGCCAGGCAAUAUGGGUUUUCACACAUCGGAGAGCCCUUCCCCUGCUUCUACAGCAGGGCGUAUCCGGAGGUGGUCAUCGGUCGGUACUCGUGGGAGAACAAUCUGUACCACCUAAUCCUUUCGCUGAUCAUACCGAACGUGCUCUUUGCCAUCUCGAUCGGGGUGCUCAGCUAUUGGUACUGCCCCUGCUGCGAGAAGGCGUGCAACAAAUCCUCGCGGGUCUACGCCGAGAAGUUCCCGACCAAGGAAGAGAUCGUUAACUGCAUGAAAUGUAACACGGAAAAGUCGUUGUCCUUGAAUGUAUUUUGAAUAUGAACUAAAGCGCGAGUGCCCGACCUUUGAUCCCCAGAAAUGUAUUGUGAUAGGUUAAGUGCGAUGGUAUUUGCUAUAAUCCCUGGAUCCCUCGAUCCAGAUAUCUUGCACAUAUUGUGUGGCACCCAGUCCUAGCUAGUCCACUGAAAAAAAAAAAACACCCGCAUCUAUUUGAAGCCCAAUACAAAUUGUUACUCUGAAGUGUCCUUAGCAAUUACUGCCUUUCUUAAUAUUUCCAAUAGUAGUCUUGUUUUCUUUAUCGCACAAAAACAAAACACCAUUCGAAAGGAAUUUUAAACACACGAUCACUC
Drosophila melanogaster (fruit fly) is the source of this 2679-nucleotide messenger RNA. RefSeq names its product tipE homolog 2 (gene Teh2). The record is from RefSeq and is marked reviewed. NCBI's taxonomy places the organism in Eukaryota, Metazoa, Arthropoda, Insecta, Diptera, Drosophilidae. The transcript has 6 exons. Bases 1424 to 2365 code for a protein of 313 amino acids.